This is a messenger RNA of Musca domestica (house fly), 1525 nucleotides long. RefSeq lists its product as uncharacterized. NCBI's taxonomy places the organism in Eukaryota, Metazoa, Arthropoda, Insecta, Diptera, Muscidae. The transcript has 3 exons. The coding region runs from base 1 to 1521 and encodes 506 amino acids. The record is from RefSeq and is a predicted model, not a curated record.
AUGGAAGGCAAUGGUGGACAAUUCCUUGCAGAACGUUUAGACCUUCCUCUGUUUAUGACCUCACGUGUACGUUUCCGGAAGCCAAUGGAACCAACGAACCUAAGGAACUUUAUUGUCAAAAAUAAGAACUUAUAUCUCUCAGAUAAUGAAGAUGACAUCAAGGACGACAAGGAUGCCUUUCUUCAACGAAAAUACCAUUACAUUUUUGGCAAGGAGAAAAAAACUAAAAUUUUUGGCUGUAUUACUCCGAAAAGAGGACAAUCUGUGUCUCCCUCAAAAGAAAAAUCUUGGCAGUUGCCUCCGAAUAGAUAUCGCCAGGAUUUCAGGCCCUUUGAGAGUAAGGCUGGUCUCAAGGGAGCAUAUUGGCGUAAGUUGCCCACAACGAAGUCGUUGAAAAGGAAAACUGCCCCAAAGACUAGCUAUCGCCUGUACGAUCUGCCAAAGGAGACCGAGAAAAUGGCUACUCCCUGCCACAGCCACAAAGGACAAUUCGUGUCAAAUGCCCGAGAUAGGAGAGCCACUUCCCGCUGUAUGAUAGGUAAUCCCUUGACGGCCUACAAGGAUCCUUCCGAGCCGGCACCCAAUACCUACAAUCCCCAGGAACCAGGCAAGAGGCGUGGCACACCACUGGAGUCCUCAUCAAAAUUUCUCAAUCCCCACAUUUUUUAUCGUCGAUCCAGUGUCCCCUUGAAACCCAACAGCAUACAUACGCCACACAUCAGCUUCCUUCCUGGGCCCGGGCGUUACGAGACCCGAUAUCGCAAUCUAUGUCCCUGUCCCAGUAACCGCAAAUAUUUACCCCAACUGGAGCUGUUGGUGGAACGUGAAAAACGUUUUAAAUUUCGACGCAUGGCCUACACAAAACUCAAGGCGGAGCAGUUUUGUUCUCCCGAUUGGCGUCAUGUGGCUGGUGGAGGUUUCAAGCGCCUCUUCAAAACCCCCACGGGGCCUCAAAAGCGUACAAUAACCGCGGAGGUCAUUGCCAAGGGCAAAGCUAAAUUGGUGAAACUAUUUCACGAUGCCAAAUAUGUAAAUAUGAUAUUAGACCCGCCUCAUGAUUUGGGGAGUCUUCGUGCGGAACCAAUGCCCCAACUGCCCGUUCGCAUCAUCUUCGAUCGUAUGAUCAAAGUUGUGAGCCGCAAACAGUUGCGUACUAAUCGUAAGCUUGCCUUUGGCUCCAGCCUUGAUCGCUGGACGGAUGAUGAACAACGUCCCACCGUCCUAACGGCGCAACAAGUCAAGGAACUAAAAGAGAAACUGCCACCAGAGAGGAGGUUACGUAACAAACCCAUAAUGACAAAGAAAACCGAAGAGAUCCAAUCCAAGCUCUUGGAGACCCCCAUCCAUAUGUUGCCCAACUAUGUGCCGAAAUUACGCAAACGUUUGUUCAAAUUCUCACCCUUGCCGAAUGCAAAAAUCCUUACCAAUGAUGGCGAUAUUCGACCCGGAGAACCGGCAAAGCAUGGUUACUUUUUUCGCCCACUAAAUGAGAGAUUGUAUUUCAAGGAAGAUAAACAAUAAAUGG